AUGUCAUUGAAACCAUUUACGGGGUUAUUAUUCUGUUGCACUGGGUUGGAAUCAACCACACGACGAGAGGUGGUAGAGAAGAUAGAGACCCUUGGGGGAAUUCAUUAUUCAGAUUUAAUGACAGAUGUCAAUUAUCUUAUAGUGGGAGAUAGAGACACUGAGAAAUAUCGAUUUUGCAUUAAAUAUAGACCUGACAUUAUUUUUAUUGAUGCUGAUUCCAUUUUCACAAUUCAUAAACAUUGGAUAAACGGUGAAGAUGAGAACCUGGACUUACUACGAAUAGAGAAAUAUAGGUUGGCAAUAUUUGCUCAAUUGAAUGCAUGUUUCUCAAGAAUAGAAAUGUCAACCUCUCAAAUUGAUCAUUUAGUCAACACAGUAAAAUUUCGACAGCGUACUAAUACUUCACCUGAGUAUUUUCGCCCGAAAAAUUUAUUCAAAUUGUUUGUUGAUAAUGGUGGUAUUGCCAAAGAAUCUUUACUGUGUCAUCAGAAUUUUAUUAUCACAGCUGAUCCACGAGGAACACGAUACAACAAGGCUCUUGAAUGGAAUGUACCCGCAAUACAUCCUAUUUGGAUUGUCGAUAGUGUAUUGAGAGGUGCUGCAUUAGAUUGGAAAGAUUAUAUUUUAAACAACAAUCCAAAUGAUUGCUAUGAUCGAGGGUGUGAUGUUUGGCCCGAAGUUUUCGAUUGUCAGGAGAAACAAAAACAGAAAUCUCAACAACAACCUAAAAGAUUAGAGUCUACUGAACCAGAAGUAAAACGGAAAAUCACCAAUAAUAAAACCAAUGCUGAUAUUUGGAACUCGAUUAUGGAUCAUACCAAGAAGCAAACAAAGCAAUUGAUUCACGACAAGACCUGGGAUGAUGAUGAGGAGGAGGAAGAUAAUGAUGAUGAUGGUGAUACCCAAACCAAAAAUGAAAAGAAUAAUCAAUACAAGAAUAUUACUACAAUUCCUAAAGAUGGAAAGCAAAAACCAGAAUUAAACGGUAAAAUACAUAAUUUGGAUCUUAAAUUGGUGUCAGAAAGUAAAGAAAACUCACCAAAUGUCCUGGAAAGUCAAUUAUUUUUAGGGUUCAACUAUUAUACGGUCGGUUUUGACUCUCGUGAGUUUGACUUGUUAUCCAAAGCAAUUGAAAACUACCUGGGAGAAAUAUCUAAUGAUCCAAAUGACGAUUCUAUCACUCAUGUGGUUAUUCCUGCAAAAAAGGGGUAUCAGUCAAUGCUGGUUUUGAAAGUCUUACCUGCUGACCUUAAGCUGAGAAUUGCAAAUGGGUUUGUCAAAAUUGUUACUGAGUUUUUCAUUGAAAGAUGUAUGUUUUACAAGAAAAUUAUAUUAGAUAGAUGGGGACAGCCAAUGAAGGGAUUAGUGCCGUCUAAAAAAUCAUUUAAAAUUUGUACCACUGGGUUUACUGGCAUUGAAUUAUUGCAUAUUGAAAAACUAAUACGGUCGUUUAACUUUGAAUAUUGUGAAACAUUGUCAGAACAGAGAGAUCUACUAAUUCUCAACGUAAAUUUAUUUAAAAAAAGCUUGAUGAAUUCGCCAAAGUUAUUUCAAUACAAAUGUAAGGACAUCAUCAAUUGUCCAACUGGUGGAUCUGUGUCGUUGAUGUCAUCUAAACACAAAGUUGAAGCUGCAAAACGAUGGAACAUUCCUGUUGUUUCAGUGGCAUAUUUGUGGGAGAUUUUAGAACUUUCAACUAAUAAAUCACAUAUUAUUAUGCCGGAUAUUACAGAUUUGCAAUGGUGUGUCUUUGCACCGAGCAACUAUAAUAAACCGAAAUCAUUAUUGGAGUACGUGAAGAAUUUGGAUAAGGCUAGUAGAGAAAGUUCUUUUAGUCCCAAAAGUCAAGAAAAUGAAGCAUUGGAAGAACCCACAAUGGAUAAUCUGGUGAGAUUGCCAUCACCACGAAGAGUUAAUCUGAAACAAAAAUACGGUAAAUUAGUGGGAGGCAAAUCUCCCAAAUCAAUUAAACGGAAAUUACUCGAAGCUGCAAAUCUGUUUGCUGAUGGACAGAAUGAUCAUAGUAUUAAUCCAGAUGUUACAAUUGAAGAGGAUCUGAUGUCUCAAAUAAGGUAUCAAGACAACGAAUCAAUGAUCAACCAAGAAAGAUUAUUAGAGAAAUUGGAUGGAUCAGCUGUGCUUGUGGAA
Molecule: messenger RNA, 2148 nt
Organism: Candida albicans SC5314
Lineage: Eukaryota; Fungi; Ascomycota; Pichiomycetes; Serinales; Debaryomycetaceae
Product: protein kinase activating protein
Exons: 1
Biological process (GO): mitotic DNA replication checkpoint signaling; DNA replication initiation; mitotic G2 DNA damage checkpoint signaling
Source: RefSeq, a predicted model, not a curated record